AUGAAGUACUACCAGCUGGAUGGAUCGUGUAACAACCCGUUGCAUCCUCGUUGGGGGUCAGCGAACCGGCCUUAUAAGCGGCUGGUGGCUGCUAACUACGCCGACGAUGUAUCCGAACCAGCCCACGCUCAAUCGGGGUCAUCGCUGCCAAACGCUCGGAAGCUUUCGAUGAACCUUUUCGGUGAGACGGAGAUUGAGCAUCCAAGGAACACGCUUGUCAGCAUGCAGUUUGGGCAGUUUGUGGCGCACGAUCUCAGUUUCACCUCCGGGGCUGAUGGGAUCGAAUGCUGCGUGGAUGGUAAAAUGGUUCCAAAACAGCUAGCAUUUUCAAGGUGUUUCCCGAUCGAGGUGCCCGAGGACGAUCCAGUGAUGAGUGAAGAAGGUAUCGAGUGUAUGAACCUGGUGCGAACGCAAACCACCCUUGAGGAUCCUUGCGUGGAGACGACCUCAUCAGCGGCUCAACAACUCUCCUCAGUCACCGCUUUCCUGGAUCUAUCGGUUGUGUAUGGAAACUCGCUUGAACAGGCCAACAGUUUGCGUGUUCGAAGCACAGGUCAGAUGGCAAUCGAGGUUCGACAAGGCACGCAAUGGCCUCCGAACCAUCCCAACGGCAGCAGCACGUGUCAGUUGGAGAAUCCAAAUGAACCGUGCUAUCUGACCGGAGAUGUACGCUCCAACCAAAGCCCUCAUUUGACGCUGCUUCAUCGGGCGUUUUUGCUCGAGCACAAUCGACUAGCUACGGUGCUUUCGGAGCUGAACCCUACCUGGGAUGAUGAGCGAUUGUUUCAGGAGGCACGUCGCAUCAACAUCGCACAGUAUCAAUCGAUCGUGUACGAUGAGUGGUUGCCGAUUUACCUCGGGCGUGAGAACAUGCAAGCUGCGGGUGUGUUGCCGAGCUUACAAACUCCUGACGUCGUAAGGGACUACGAUCCUGAGGUGGAUCCGACCGUGAGUAACGCUUUCGCUACGGCUGCUUUCCGGUUUUUCCACAACUUGAUCGCGGGCCAUCUUGACUUGGUAGCGGAAUCGAUGCAACCAACUGGUGCGAUCCGACUGUCUGAUUGGAUCGAUAAACCCUCGGUGUUAGAGCAGGGCGACAACUUCCAGGCGUUAACACGUGGCAUGGCGACUCAACCGCAUGAUCGCGCAAACAGACACCUCUCACCCGAGGUGAAGCACUUCCUAUUCCGACACGAUCGUCCUUUGGGUGUGGAUCUAAAAGCAAUCGACAUCCAACGGGCACGAGAUCACGGACUGGCCAAUUACAACGACUUCCGGGCACACUGUGGCCUUCCACGCGUUAGCUGGGCUGAUUUUGAUGAUCUGCUUCGACCCACUGCAGCACGACAUCUACCCGACCAGUAUGGUGCCGUGGAGGACGUCGAGUUAUCGGUAGCUGGAGCACUUGAACGUCCCACUGGUGAUGGAAUGGCUGGGGAAACGUUCAGCUGCAUUCUGUUGGAUCAGUUCCGACGAACGCGAGUUGGUGAUCGAUUUUUCUUUGAGAACGGAAACACGUUCACGUCACGGCAGUUGUUCGAGUUACGGAAAGCUUCGAUGGCACGAGUGCUUUGUGACAACACAGAGGGUCUGGCGGAGAUUCAACAGAAGGCGUUCUUCCUCGUGAGUGAGCAGAAUCCCGUUGAACCAUGCGCUCAGCUGCCAGAGGUCAAUCUGAUUCGAUGGCGCAGCACGAAACCAGAUGCCUAGGAUGUGAUAAUUUAUCACUUUUUUACGAGCCUACAAACAAACUAAGAAGUCAAGUACAAUGUUUCAUUAAAUUCAUAAUAGGUAUUCAUUAAGGACUGCUUUUGCGAGGAUAAAUUUGUACCAUUUUUCUGAUGCUGAAUGCCUAAUAAUCAAGUCAGCUCAACUGACGGCAUUAUUUGAAUACACCUGAUAUUAUUCCAAUGCAGUUGGAGUUUAUCACCCCUCAUUUGUACGUAAUUUUCGAACGCCCGCUCAAAUAAAUCACUUCGUUUUGCCUUGCAGCAUCAUAA
Anopheles nili is the source of this 2000-nucleotide messenger RNA. Its product is annotated as peroxidase-like. The coding region runs from base 1 to 1710 and encodes 569 amino acids. Gene Ontology annotation, molecular function: heme binding; peroxidase activity. The transcript has 3 exons. Gene Ontology annotation, biological process: response to oxidative stress. The record is from RefSeq and is a predicted model, not a curated record. NCBI's taxonomy places the organism in Eukaryota, Metazoa, Arthropoda, Insecta, Diptera, Culicidae.